Messenger RNA from Penicillium malachiteum, 2541 nucleotides. RefSeq lists its product as uncharacterized. The record is from RefSeq and is a predicted model, not a curated record. Gene Ontology annotation, cellular component: plasma membrane. Gene Ontology annotation, biological process: potassium ion transmembrane transport. The transcript has 3 exons. Lineage: Eukaryota; Fungi; Ascomycota; Eurotiomycetes; Eurotiales; Aspergillaceae. Bases 1 to 2541 code for a protein of 846 amino acids. Gene Ontology annotation, molecular function: potassium ion transmembrane transporter activity.
AUGGGUUGUGGUGGAGAUCGUGAAAAAGGGGAAGUACAACUGGAGGAAAAAUGGGACUAUGUGAACCUCGAUGAUUUUAAGUCCGAGUCAUGCUUGUCAUCCUUUUCAUACAUCUUCCUAUGGAUUAUGCUCUUCGUUGCCGUAGCUGUUUAUGGUGUCGAUAUUUUCACCGCCGUUAAUUUGUUGGCAUAUGGUCGUUGGUCUGGUAGCGUUGAACCCGCUAUCCCCUUCAAAAUCUCUCGAUGGAUCUUUGCUGUGUGUAUCAUCAUCUCCAUUGUCCUGCUGGCACUCCGCUGGAUUUUUGCAAUUCGUGCGAUACGAUCAGGAAGCAUUGUCCGUAGUUAUCUUGAUCCCCUCGCCGCUGGAGCGCAGAGUGUUCGAGUGUUCGGGACGAAGGGCCGAGGAUGGAAAAGAUUCCUUGUUUUUGCAGCCUUGACUAAAAGCAAAAAAGGUGCAGAGUAUGUCGCUCUGUACACAUACUUUGCCUUCAAUUCUUGGAUGAAUACUGUUUUCGCCGAUGGGCCUCGACAGGUCCUCAACGCCAUCACUUUGUACUCCGUCAUGAAAAUGGACCUUCUCCCCGGAGGUGAGAAUACAACUAGUAGCGACAGCUCGGGCAUCUCCCAAUUCUUCAACAACUUGAAAAUUCUUGCCGAAGAUAACACCCUUCAAGCGGUGGUCCUGUUCGGUAUGCUGUUCACCUUGAUUAUUUGGGUUUUGUCCGUCCUGAAACUUGCGUCUGCCGUCAUUCUCUAUUUGAUUUUCCUGUGGCACCAUAUUCCGCCCGAGGAUGGGUCUCUCAAAGCGUACUGUCGUCGCAAAGCCACCACUCGACUGAAGCGACUUGUACGGGUCAAGGUCGACAAGGCGUUAGCCAAGGGUCUACAAUUACAGGAUCGAGAACCGAGCCGCCCGGGUCUUGUCACUGCCAAUUCAAAGCCUACAUUGCCUUCAAUCGACAUGGACAAGACACCGGUUGUGACCACCUUGUCACGCAGUACCACCGAAACGACUCUGCCUCCCUACUCGCGCGCCAACUCAGUUCGACCAGACCAAAAACCUACUCUGCCGAAUGUUGAGUUCGACAGCAAACCUCCACUAUCACGUACAACCACUCAAGCAUCGGCUAUCUCGACGGAUUCUGCCUCCUUGACUGCCAAUGCUGCUCCGAUGGGAUACAGCCCUCUCGAUCAUCAGAACCCAACGCUACCCCCAGUCCCGCCUUUGCCCUCGACGGUACCCUCGCGCUUGGGUUCGGCACAGUCUCGUAGAACGCCCGGGCCUCCACAAUUCGGAAAUGAGAUGGGUCGUGGCAGCCCGGCAACCGGGUACCGAAACCUAACGGAUUCAGCUCCUCAGCCGUAUCGCACAUUCACCCCUGCUGCUGAUCCAUAUGCCUCAUCUACAGCCCAUCAUGGCCCAGGUAUUGCAUCUGAAGAUGACAAUGAUCAAUCACAUGCGGCCGCUCGCUACGAUCCGUACGGGUCUACCGAAGAUGCCUAUGAGCACGCGUAUGGCGAUGAAGACUUGUAUGAGGAGUAUGGAGCUCCUGUCACACAGCAUGACCAUCUUACACAGCAAGGUUACCCAUCCAAUGACGAGUACCAGACACGAUCAUAUACUCCGGCAUCUGUUGGACUGGCAUCUCGUCCCCAGGACCCAUACAAUGCUCGGUCGUACACUCCUGCGAGUGCUGGUGCAGCCCAGGCGAGUGAAGAGUAUCAGUCCUACAACCCAGUCAACGCCGCAACUGUAGCAUCACACGACCAAGAUGCAUACCAAAAUCGAUCAUAUACCCCAGCAAGGACGGGAGUUACGCCUCAUCCCCAGGAUCCGUACCAAGCCAGAUCUUACACCCCAGCGAAUGCCAGUGUAUCAACCAGAGCUCAGGACCCAUACCAGUCCCAGGAUUCAUACCAAUCUUCAGACUCCUACCAGGCUCGAUCGUACACUCCAGCCAGCACUAGUGCCACCCCUCAUCCUCAGGAUCCGUACCAGAACAGAUCUUACACGCCGGCGAAUGCCAGUGUAUCUAGCAGUGCUCAGGACCCAUAUCAGUCUCAGGACUCAUACAAAUCGUCGAACCCGUACCAGUCUUCAGACUCCUAUCAGGCUCGAUCGUAUACCCCGGCCAGCACUGGCGCCACGCCUCAUCCCCAGGAUCCGUACCAAAGCAGAUUGUACACUCCAGCAAAUGCAGAUGCCACGGCCUAUUCUCAAGACAAUGCCACACCCAUGCGAUCCGUGACACCUGCUAGCCGAGGAACACCAGCCCCGCAAAUUGAACAACAGUCAAUUCAAGCGCCUGCGCGGACAUACACUCUCAUGGGUGCAGACAGUCCUACUUGCCCUCCUGCAAGUGCAUACACUGCGUUCAACCCUUCGGCAACCUCUCAGACAACACAACCCUCCAUGUCUCGGAUCCAACCGCCUGCUGGCUACAAGCCUUUCUCUCGUGCUAAUACAGCAUCACCUUCUAUGAAUCGUAACGGUCCUCCUGAAGGAUAUUCCUUCUCUCGAGCACAUACCGACCGAUUUUGA